Sungouiella intermedia is the source of this 1218-nucleotide messenger RNA. The record is from the annotation of a GenBank genome assembly. Lineage: Eukaryota; Fungi; Ascomycota; Pichiomycetes; Serinales; Metschnikowiaceae.
AUGUCCGACGAGGUCGUCUUUGCCCUAUUUGAGCCGUCUGAGGCCAAAUUGCUCACGUCGACUUCGCAAACAAAACUUUUGGUUGAAAAUCCUAUCCUAGCUUCAGCUCUCUCAAACAUCUUUCCUUACCUACUCUUCUUUGAUUACUUCCUCGAAGUCAUCACAUGGACCAAUGGCGACCCCUACCAGAAUUGUCUCUUGGUGGUAUCUUACUCGGUUCUUGUCUUAUACUGGCAAACAUUGAAGUAUUGGAUUGUUCCCAUGCUCAUGUCACUUGUGUUCUCGAGUGUGGUGUGGACCACCAACUCCGUAAUGCAAGACGCCAAAUAUGGUGAGAGGCCCACCUUAGAUGAAGUGCUUCUGACUCUCCACAACAUAACUGUGCGAUUCGAGCUCUUUUUGCGUCCGGCAAAGCAUCUCCAAUUGACAAGACAGAAUUCUUACAAAAUGCUCAUUGGAGUAUUGCUAGCCACGCCACUUCAGCUAGUUCUCACAAAUACCAUCUUGUCUCCUCGCAGAUACUUAUGGGUCAUGGGCCUUUUCUUCUUGACCUUUCACUCGCCGUGGUCGUUUGCUAUCCGUAGAUUGAUCUGGAGAUCAGUGUAUGUGCGUCGUGUGGCCUAUUACCUCACAGGACUAGACAUUCGUACGGCUAGAAACGACGAUCUCCUCUGUAAGAGAGCCGGUCACUCGACUAUCUCGCGGACGCACUCGGCAGCAACCACCGACAUCGAGGAGCUCACCGAAAGCAGAGUACCUGCGUCCGACAAAGUGAAAAUGGUCAAUAACUUCACAAUUCUCCGCAAAGUGAUCAUGUCGCCUACGCAGUUGCGACAGACCGUGCGUUUCGACAUCUUAGAAAACGAGAGGCGGUGGAUUGGGCUUGGCUGGUCCAAGCUUUUGUUGCCCAGUGAACGGGCCAGUUUCUGCUACGAGUCGCUGAUGAUGUCUGCACCAGAUCCGUGGCUGGAGACAGAGUUCCGGUUUCCUGUGUUUGAGAACGACUUGUAUACGUAUCUGUGGCAAUGGAUGGAUGAUAAGUGGUCUAUAGACCAGGAGUUUAACCGUUCUCGCUAUAAGAGUGGCUGGGUGUACUACGACACAAACUGGAAGAGACCCGCCUACCAGGAUGGCUUUUCGCGGUACACGAGGACGAGAAAAUGGACCAGGCGGGCCAUCUUGCUCAUUGACAAACAGGCAGAGGUGUUGGAUGGGUAG